Pestalotiopsis fici W106-1 is the source of this 1356-nucleotide messenger RNA. RefSeq lists its product as uncharacterized. Lineage: Eukaryota; Fungi; Ascomycota; Sordariomycetes; Amphisphaeriales; Sporocadaceae. Bases 1 to 1356 code for a protein of 451 amino acids. Gene Ontology annotation, molecular function: double-stranded DNA binding; polynucleotide 3'-phosphatase activity; ATP-dependent polydeoxyribonucleotide 5'-hydroxyl-kinase activity. Gene Ontology annotation, biological process: DNA repair. The record is from RefSeq and is a predicted model, not a curated record. The transcript is spliced from 2 exons.
AUGGCCUCGAAUAAACGCAAGGUUGACGCCGCCAUCUCACCUCCCCCAGUGAAGCGCAAGGCGCAGAGCUCCAUCACCAAGAGCUCCGUCGCCAGUUUCUUCACGCCCACCUCGCAAAAGCCAAAGGAGCGGACGGUAUGGUCUGAAAGAACGCCUGACGAGGAUACGCCUGCCACAUUGCUGGUCGGACGCUACGAGCCCGAGAACGAAACCGAGGCCGAACAAGAUCGAAGGAAACGGAAAAAGGUUGCUGCAUUUGAUUUGGACUCGACCUUGAUCACGACUGCCUCGGGCAAGAAAUUCGGAGACGAUCCGGCAGAUUGGAAAUGGUGGCAUUCGUCGGUGCCGUCCAAGCUCAGGCAACUUUACGAGGACAACUACCGGAUUGUAAUACUUAGCAAUCAGGGCGGACUGAUACUGCAUCCUGACCCAAAGUCCAAGGGUCCAAAGGCCGGCGCCAAGGCCAAAGUCGACAAGUUCAAGCAAAAAUGCAGUGCGGUGCUGACGCAGCUCAAUCUGCCCACAACAUUAUAUGCAGCCACCGGCAAGGACAUUUACCGAAAACCGCGGGCAGGCAUGUGGAAAGAACUCUGCGAAGACUACAAUAUUCCUCAGGAUGAGGUCGACUUUGAGCAUAGCAUUUUUGUUGGCGAUGCUGGUGGGCGCAUCGCCGUGCUCAAGGGCGACACGUCUGUUGCAAAGGACUUUAGUUGUUCAGAUCGCAACUUUGCACACAAUGUGGGGAUUCCAUACACAACGCCGGAAGAAUUCUUCCUUGAAGAGAACCCACGCGAGUUUUCUCGAGACUUUGACGUGACGAAGCAUCCUUAUUCGGAGGAUAGUGACAAUCUUGUCUUUGACAAGCAAAACGAACAGGAUAUCGUUCUAUUUGUAGGACCUCCAGGUGCUGGAAAGAGCACAUUCUAUUGGAGAAACCUGAAGCCGUUGGCAUACGAACGCAUCAACCAAGAUACUCUCAAGACGCGCGCCAAAUGCUUCAAAGUGGCAGCCGAUGCCCUGUCUGAUGGCUUAUCGGUAGCCAUUGACAACACGAAUCCGGACGCUGACGGCCGUGCAGAGUGGGUAGCUCUCGCAAAGAAGCACAACAUGCCCAUCCGCUGCGUCUGGUUCAAGACACCACUUGAGCUCUGCAAACACAAUGACACCGUCCGAGCUCUGAAUAAGCCGAUGAAUCCCGAGGCCCGAACAGUACUUCCACAGCUCGCCUUUAAUGGCUUUGGAUCUAGGUUCAAAGAGCCAAAAGCCAAGGAAGGGUUUCAGGAUGUUAUCGAGGUUGAGUUCAAGUUCAAGGGCACGAAAGAGGAACACGAUAUUUGGGGACAAUACUGGACGUAA